Strongylocentrotus purpuratus (purple sea urchin) is the source of this 2389-nucleotide messenger RNA. RefSeq names its product solute carrier family 22 member 15-like. Gene Ontology annotation, cellular component: membrane. NCBI's taxonomy places the organism in Eukaryota, Metazoa, Echinodermata, Echinoidea, Camarodonta, Strongylocentrotidae. The transcript has 12 exons. The coding region runs from base 166 to 1638 and encodes 490 amino acids. Gene Ontology annotation, biological process: transmembrane transport. Gene Ontology annotation, molecular function: transmembrane transporter activity. The record is from RefSeq and is a predicted model, not a curated record.
UGCUGUAUACUACAUGUUUGUUGUUGACAUGACAAGCAGUGCUUGUACGUGUACUGUAUCGUGUGAGCUGAGUCUAAUCUAGAAUCUAGUGAGGCUGUUACAAAUGAGAAGAGCGAAGGAGCACCAAAAUUACAUCUAUUAAGACCAGCGAUACACAAAUUGAAGAUGGGUUUUGAUGAUGCUAUGAAAGCUGUAGGAGAGUUUGGUUACACUCAGAAAAUACAACAAGUGAUCUUGAACUCGAUCCAGCUGUUUGGUGCGAUGCACAUGUUAUCCCUAGUGUUUGUAGGACGAGAGCCGACCACGGUGAUGUGUGGAGAUGAGCUGUCAGUCUAUGAUGAUGUAUGUCACAUGAAACCACCCUGUGACGAUUACAAGUAUGGUGAUGAGUUUACUUCAAUCGCUACAGAGUGGGACCUUGUUUGUGAGAAGAGCCACAAGGUUGGGUUAGCUCAAAGCAUCUUCAUGGCCGGAGUACUGUUUGGGAACGUCCAUUUUGGGUCAUUCUCUGACCACUAUGGCCGCUUAAGAAUGACCUUGAUAGGUCUAGCAUUGUUGAGUGUCCUAGGGACACUCAGUGCCAUGGUCUGGACAUUUGAACAAUUUCUGGUUUUCAGAUUCUUAGUAGGUUACGGUGCAGGAGGAGUGAUUCUAUCUGUAUUUGUUCUACAAACAGAGAAUCUCAGCUCACAUCAUAGAGCACUCUCAGCUACUUGUUGUCCAUCUACAUUUGCUCUUGGUGUUAUGCUGUAUGCACUGAUGGCCUAUUUUGUCCGAGACUGGAGGAACUUGCUUCUUCUCUCCUCUCUGCCUGUUGGAGCAUACCUCCUUAUCUACUUUGUGAUUCCUGAAUCGCCUCGUUGGCUGAUAUCUAAAGGUCGUAUCAGUGAGGCUGAAGACAUCUUACAUGAGAUAGGAAGAAAGAAUGGGAUGAAAGUUACCCGCUCUAUGAUCAACUUGUCUGAAACUAAGACUACUCCUAAGACUGAUAAAUAUGGUUUAUUGGAUUGCUUCAAGACACCUGUACUCAGAAUGAGAAUGAUGAUUCUUAUCUGCUCUUGGUUUACUGCUAGUAUGGUGUACUAUGGCCUGACAAUGAAUGCCGGUAAUCUAGGUAGUAAUGUAUACAUCAGCUUUGCUCUCUCUGGUUUGGUGGAGUUACCUGCGUAUCUCUUCGGCUUCUUAGUACUUAAUAGGACUGGUCGAAGGAAAGCGAUGGCAGCUUCUAUGUUUGUAGGGGGUGUGUCCUGUUUGAGUUUGUUAUUAAUAUCGAAGGAAGAUGAAACCAGGGUGAAGAUCAGAACAGCUCUGGCUCUGAUUGGUAAAAUGGGUAUAUCAUCUGCUUUCAAUAUCGUCUACAUUUACUCAUCAGAACUAUUACCAACAGUAUUAAGGAACAGCGGGAUGGGAAUAUGUUCAAUGGCAGCUAGGAUAGGAGGUGUGGUAGCCCCUCAGAUCAUUCCUAUGGGUGAUAGAACAACAUUUUUGAUAUUUGGAGGAACAGCGUUAGCCUGCGCCAUCUUCGAUCUUGGAUUGCCAGAGACACUCAAUAAACCUCUACCUGAAAGCAUUGAUGAUGUAGAGCGUGACGCAGCAAUCACAGAUAAACAGGAGAAAUAUUCUAGUAAAGGCUACUAACCUCUAGACUAUGAAGCAUUAUCAUGACAAAGAGAGUAAAACAACACGCUGUUGGCCAAAUAGUAUUGUCUAGCAAGUGCAAUAAAGAGACCCUACUUCGACAUAUUUACGACGCGUGUGCUCCCCAAGAAAGCUGCCAUUUUUAAGAAAUUUCCCUUCAAAACUUCUGGGUUGUGACGUAUCGCAAGGAGAACUGAUGUAGAGCGCAGCGCGCCCGUUAUAUGCAAUACAAGUCAAACAUGGUGUACUGCCAAGUGUUUGGUUGUAAUUGUUCCUCGAAAACUCUUAAGGUGGAGAAAUUUCCGGACAAAACAUACAAGUACGACAGGAAAAACGACAGAAGAAGGAUUUUGCCUCCCUUUUGUUAAAUGUAUGAUGCUUUUAUAUAUUUGUUUAGAUAAUGUAUUAAAUGGCCUACAAACUGAAAUGAACAUGUAGUUUGAGGUUAAUUUCCAUUUAAGGGAGGAAGAGGUAGGUCAGCAUGAAACACACACCACUCAGUAUUUCCAUAAUCAUAAAUAACUGCAAUACUGUAACUGUAAAUACUAAUAUAUUACAUACAUAUAUAUAUAUAUAUAAAUAUCCACAUACCGGUAUAGAUCAGACAUAACGGGAAAGUGGAAUUAUUGAUGGAAAAUUGAUCUUAAAGACACUGUUGGUAGUAUAAAAAAAAAGAAAUAGAUUAAUUAUUUAUGAACAGACAUCAUAUCAGCCAUAUAUUACAAUACUAUCAAUAGCAUAUAUAUAUAUA